UUGAAUGUACAUAAAUCUAUAAAAAAUAAAAAUGUACCUAAUAAUGUAAACUGUAAAUAGUUAGGUAGCUAUUGAUGACUAAAUAAUAUUGAAUCUCACUCAUUUCUCAAGAUUCUUGCUUCUUUUUCCUAUCUAAGGUUUUAAUCUGAAUUGCAUCUUUUCUACACCAGUUUAUGAAAUGAAUUAAACCGUCGUUAAUUUGGCAAUUAUUAAAAUGUGAAAAAGUAAAGAUAAUGAAAAAAAAGAAUAAGUGAUUGUAAAUUCUAAUGGUUAGACAAAAUGUAUGGCUAUAGCAAAGAAGCUGUUAGAGUAAAAGUCAAGAAAUGUGAGGGUAAACUUCAACCAGAAUGGCGAAAAUUUUCAGUUGAUCCUCAAAUAACAUCAUUAGAGGUGUUGCAAAGUAUUCUUGUGAAAGCGUUUGAUAUUAAAUCUGAUUUCACCCUGUCCUACAGAGCAGUUGAUGAUUAUGGCCAGGAAACAUAUCUUCCAUUACUGUCUGAUUGGGAGUUAGAUGCAGCCUUUCUAAAAUCACACAAUACAGCUCUGACACUAAAAACAGAGCCAUGUGUUCAGUUGAAGGUAGAUAUGAAGCCAUUUGCAGAGGCCUCCGAGGAUUGGGAGCCCCCUGCUAUUCCGGCAAUACAAGUGGAUACUGAUAGCAGCAAAGAACAAUCAUCAACACAGCAUGUUUUACAAUCUGAAAGACAAGACACCCAGACUGGAUUACAGGGAAUGAUAAUGAACCAGGUGGAAAAGACUUUUAACAUGGUGUCUCGAGCUUUGAAUCUCUAUGAUGAUCCUAAUGCAGCUCCCAGACCCCCACUAAAUGAUAUUGAAUUUCGAUCAUUUUUGGAUGCUGUAGGACAAAUCCAUAAUGCAACACAAUUAAGAGAAGUUAUAUACUGUGGGGGUAUUGAACCUAGCUUACGGAAAGUAGUUUGGAAGCACAUCCUAAAUGUUUACCCUGAGGGUAUGACAGGCAAAGAAAGAAUGGAUUAUAUAAAGAAAAAAGCAAAUGAGUAUUAUUCUUUGAGAGAGAAAUGGAAAGAAUGUGUUAAGAAUGGAAAAGUGAAUGCAGAUCUAGCCUAUGUUACUAGUAUGGUUAGAAAAGAUGUUCUGAGAACUGAUAGACAUCAUAAUUUCUAUGCAGGUAGUGAUGAUAACCAAAAUAUUGCUUCUCUGUUCAACAUUUUAACAACAUAUGCUCUGUAUCAUCCAACUGUCAGUUACUGCCAAGGAAUGUCAGACUUAGCAUCUCCACUUCUUGUUACUAUGGGUGAUGAGGCCCAUGCAUAUAUUUGCCUUUGUGCACUAAUGACUCGUUUAUUUCCCAAUUUCUUACUUGACGGAGUGGCAAUGACACAAAAAUUUUCACACUUGACGGAGUCUCUUCAAGUUUAUGAUCCAGAUUUUUACAAUUACCUCAAGUUACAGCAAGCUGAUGAUCUUCUUUUCUGCUAUAGAUGGUUGCUGUUAGAAAUGAAAAGGGAGUUUGCAUUCGAAGAUGCCUUACGAAUGUUAGAAGUCCUGUGGGCAUCUCUUCCACAAAAGUUUCCAGAUUCUGAGCUAUCUUUAAAAGAAAUAGAGUUUGAUCCUUCAUUUCAAUCUACCAUUGAUCCUGCACCUUUGAGUCCUUUGAUUAAAACGCCAAGAGAAAAUGCUUAUACAAAAGUGUGUGCCAUGCGUAGACAAAGUUCUAGUUUCAGUUUAGCAAAUACGAAGACAUCAAAACUAGUCAAAAUAAAACACUCCAAUCAGAGCUUAGAUGAAAGCCUUUGCCUAAAGACUGACAGAAGUAAGUCCCUAAGACAUGCAAAUAAAUUUCAGAGUUUUGAUGAUGCUGCACUUCAACAACGCGAUAGUAAAGAUGUUAAAAUUGUAAGUGAGUUUACUGAUAACGAAAAAAAAAUUAACAAAAAUUGUAUGAAAAGUGUUCCUGAAGACACAAAAUUACCAAGGAAUCAGGAAACCCCAGGUGGUUGGUCUAGUACUAGUAAUUUACUCAACGGUCAGGGUGAUGUAAAAGAUACACCAUUAGGAAGUCAAAUUAGAUUAUUAAGAGACAAAAUAUCUGUACAUAAUACUAGAUUCUUUUCAUCUUUAGACAAACUUGAUACUUGUAAUGGAGAAACAAAUUGUAAGCCUAAGGUAAAAAUGAUUAAAAAUUUAAACGAGUUUUUGAAUUUAGUUGGUAAAACUGAAAAUAAAGGAGAGCCUUCAACAGAAACAAACUCUUCACAAAGUAAAUAUUCCCAAGUUUGUCCUGAAAUCAUUUUAACAAAAACAUCUCAUGCUGACAUUGAUUCCAAAGUUCGAAUAAAAAACUCAAAACUGUCUAAAAUAAAUUCUGAUAAGAAUGAUAAUAGUAGUCCAGAUGAUUCACAAGAAUAUUAUCCGAUGACAACAUCUAUGACUAGAGAGCUAAGACUUGAGCUGGAACACUUAGAUAGACAAGUGUUUGGUCCAUCAUACAUGAAUAGGUGCAGUAUGAUAUGUGAUUCGCCAUCAGAAUCUACGAGCACAGAAGAAAAGCCAGCCAAGUGUUCCCUAGAAAUACCAGAAAACAAUACUGAUAAUUUAGAAAUGCAAGUAGAAACAACAGAAUCUAUUGCUACAUUAAAAAAGUCUCCACAUUUGGAUACUGUAAAAUUGAAUGCUAGAAGUGCAGAAGACAUUUAUCUCUGGGAAAAUCCUCUUCAUCGUAAUACCCCAACAACUAGAACAACAACAAGCUGUCCGCAAACUCCUGAUGAACAAGCUGAACUAGAUUUUGAUGGAGAUACGGGAGAAAUUUUUGAAGAACACUCUGGUAAGAAAUCUAUAACUCCUAUUAGAUUAUUAAGAAAAAAUAAUUCAUUGGAGCCACAAGACACACAACAGCAACACGAAAACUCUAAGGUACAAUCAGCUGAAUUAGAUUGUUCUGACGAAGAUCCUAUUGACAACGCUACAUUAACAAAUUCAAAUAUCAAUCAGGAAGGCAGUAGUAAAUCCCAUAAGUUUUUCUCCAAUAUGUCACAAGAAUUAGAAAACGCGAAAAAAAAUUGUGAAUCAAUUUUAAAUGUAAGGCAGUCAAAUUUAAAUAGUGUAGCAUCUACAAUAAACAAUUUUCAGAGAAAGUAUGAGGUAUUCAAACAACCUAUGCCAAAAACGGCUCCUGUACUUCCAGGGGAUAAUACUACUAAAAGUAUUAGUAAUUUACCACCACCACAUGUUUUUGGUGGUGGUAACCCAUUUCUAAUGUAUUUAUGUCUUACAGUAUUAUUGCAACACAGAGAUUAUAUAAUGCGAAACCGAAUGGACUAUAAUGAACUAGCGAUGCAUUUUGAUAAAAUGGUGAGAAAACAUAAUGUUAACAGGGUAUUAAAUCAAGCGAGGCAAAUGUUCGCCGUUUAUUUAAAACAUCAUGCUCAAAGGGAUGGCAAUAUUAUAACUUGAGUGUCUUCAUGUAUAUUUUAAGUUAAUUCUCAAUCUAACUGUAUUUCAACAUACUUAUAUUUUUAGGUAUUUAAUGUAACAUGAACGAAUAUAAUGUAAUAAAUUAAUAAUUCCAAAAUAAUUUAAGUAGACUAAUAUGAUUUUCUUAUAUUCCAAGUUCUUAUUGUGAUAUUAUUAUAAUUUAUUUAUUUUUAAGUUUUAUACUAUCCGACUGCCAAAGAGAUGAUAAUCAAGAAGUGAUACUCUUGAUAUUAUGUUUAAUACUUAUUAUUUCUAAUUAGAAUUAAUUGUUUUAUAGUAUUUCUUUGUAUUGUCAUUAUUUCAUAAUUAAGCUUGUCUACUGAAUAUUAUAAUGAGCUAUUAUUAUUCUCCGUUUUUGCACCUAAACAUACACAUUAUUAUAUUAGUAUGUCAAAAUAUAUUCACACAAAUCACUUAUUGGGUAAACAGAAUGGAUAGUACUUAGGUCAUACUGUAGUUUUCUUGAUUCUCAUUUAUAAUGCUACAUAUUAUGUUUAUGAUAUACCUAUUUAUUAUUUAACAAAGUGUAUUCCUUCACUAUUUACACACUAGUAUUUUUUGAAACCAUUAUAAUAUAAAGCAGUUGUUACAGUCUAUCCGAGGGACUUGAAAUAUGACCUAUUGGAACACAUUCACCACUCUUUGAGAGUUCCAUUUUCAAAUACUGUUCCAAGUGGCUAGUAGAUAAAUCUUUCAGUUGUCCACAUUAUGUCAAAAAUUGGAUUUGAAAAGUGUGGAUUUUUUUAUUAUGCAAGCAAAGUCUAGUUCGGGAGUGAUGUGAAAGUAAAAUAAAUGCAGUACAGCUAAUACAUUUUACUUUGUUAAUAGCUUUAAUUGAACUUUGUUGCCUAUUCUAUUUAAAAGGUUAUAUAAUAUAAUUACCUAUAAUUAUAUAUUACAUGAAGUAGGUACCUAUUUGUGAUAUUAUUAUAAUCAGUGGAUAAACCAAACAUUAAUUACUGCAGGUGAUAUGUGCAUUUAUGAACAGCAAUGCUUAUUUCAAAACAUACCUAGACCCAUAAGAAAAAUUAAAGAGUUCAUUCAAAAAAUCUGUUUUUAUGUAGAUAAGCAAAGCAAUAUAAAGCUGCUUAUAAUUUUCUAAAAUAAUGUAACUUGUUUUAUUUAAAUAGUGUAUGAACCUUUUGAAUUUACUGAUUAAAAUCUGUAAAUAAUG
Leptidea sinapis is the source of this 4633-nucleotide messenger RNA. Its product is annotated as TBC1 domain family member 25. Gene Ontology annotation, cellular component: autophagosome. The record is from RefSeq and is a predicted model, not a curated record. Gene Ontology annotation, molecular function: GTPase activator activity. Gene Ontology annotation, biological process: regulation of autophagosome maturation; activation of GTPase activity. The coding region runs from base 280 to 3438 and encodes 1052 amino acids. The transcript has 7 exons. NCBI's taxonomy places the organism in Eukaryota, Metazoa, Arthropoda, Insecta, Lepidoptera, Pieridae.